Molecule: messenger RNA, 4065 nt
Organism: Fulvia fulva
Lineage: Eukaryota; Fungi; Ascomycota; Dothideomycetes; Mycosphaerellales; Mycosphaerellaceae
Exons: 1
Coding region: 1-4065 (1354 amino acids)
Source: RefSeq, a predicted model, not a curated record
AUGCAGCCGCCCAAGUGGUUGCUCGUGCUCGGCCUGGGAGCAUGCGUGCUCUCUCAUGCAUCUGAACAACACGACUCAAGCCUCCUACCUCUACCCGACAACACUGUUGCUCGAGCCGGUCCAGGUCCAGCUCUAGAUCAGGUUGAUACUCUCCUCUCCUUCUCGGCAUACGACAGUAUUCUCUGCGACGAAGAUCAUUGCGACUGCUGCCAAGCAGAGGGUGUCAAAGUUCCCAACAGAAAAGGCAAGAUGGUGAAGAAUGACUGCACGGCAUUUUUCACCCGCGACAGAUGCAGCGGUUGCAUCAACUACUGGAGGAAUUGUCUGGGAAGCAUUUCACCUCAACGUCAUGCCUCCUGGCCCCUUCUCGAUGGGAACGACGUAAAGUCCAAGGUCGUGGAGCGCUCCGUCCAUGAUCUUCUCCAGAACCAGUGCAACGCCGAGACCUCCGAGGCCAUGGAGGUCAUGUUGCAGAACUAUCUGGACGAUCUCGUCGACAAUGUCACCCAGAAUCUCCCAGCAACAUCCCCGUGCUCGCAGACCGUUCUUUACGACAUCACUGAUGACGACAAAGACAUUGGCAGAUCGUUGAGCAAAUUGUGGCACUGGACCGAGAAAAGCAAACCAACGGAGCAUCAUGAGUCUGAAGCUCUCUUUCGUGGCAACAGCGUCAGCGCCAUCACGGUCCUAACCAAGAAGGAUCCCAUGCUCCUGAAUACCACAUUGGCCAUCAACCCCCGGCAUCGCGUGGAGAAAUUGGCCGACUUCGACGACGAGGCGUGUGUCGUGAACAUGCUUGCCGCCAUUGUUCGACCAGACAAUCAAUCGAAUGGCUCGACAUUGAAGGUCACUUUGACGUCUAAAGGCAUCAGAUACCAUGCCGAGACUUGGAGCUGCUCCGCAGAUGCGACCAUGGAGAAGACUUUGUUUACAAUUGAGCGCGAUGAGCUCCAGCCACAGAAACCCGACCCAUAUGUUCAGACUAUACCGCAGCAAGCCACCAUUGGUCAAACGUUCAGCGUCGACACAAGCGUGUAUCCAUUCACUUACAAGGGCCCGUUGACAGUUACGGCCACAGAUCCUCCAGGUUAUUCAGGCGCGAUCACGAUCUUCAAGUCCGCUACUCCUUUGUUACCUGUUGCGGUACAGGCUUCGACCAACUAUCAGCAAAAACCGCCGGUGGUAGUGGUUACCAAAUCAGCGCACGGAAAUUCUGGAAGCUACACCGUUCCUUUGACUUCGGCAGCCUCUCUCGUGACUGGCCAGCUCACGCAGGGCCCGAAGUGGAAAGUAGCGACCUCAACUUUCAUGGAGUUGGAGGCGCUACACAUGCUGAAAAAGAAGGAAUGCCAACUUGAUGUUAUUCUGCACCCAUCGAAAGGCCAGAAAUGUGAAACGACCUUAUGGUACGACGGUCAGACAUUCAAGAAGGGCACUUUGACAGCCAUAGCAACAAAGCCGCCUGAGUGGUCUGCCAAGAUCAAACCCAAGCACGAGCCCACCGUAACGUGGCGAGCUCAGAUACUCACGGACCGCGAACCUCCCAUAAUGCUCGCCACUCAGGGCAUAAAGGGCGCCUCCAUCACUAUGGUCCUUCCAGUACCAGCGCUCACAAAUGUGGCUCAUGCACUUGCUACGCCCUCGAGCCAGACAGAACGACGUAAUCGCCUCUACGCUGGCUUGCCCAGCCCAGCUUCAAGUGGUGAGGCCUUCACAACCACGGUCAAUCUCGAUGGUCGGGAGGUCGAAGCAUCUGGUACAAUCACGGCAACAAGCCCAACAGGUUUCGUGAUGACUAUCUACAACAAAACCGCGACUGCCACUCUGUACGGCGAACUGGACGAGGACGAAGAUCCGACCAUGAUGAGGGCCAGCCUGUUCUCCGACGGUAUGGUGGCUACGAUCAAUGAACCAUGGUUUCCCGCCGGCUUCACAGGCAUCAUCAAUCCGAACAUCCUCGAUGUUCCAGAUGCCAGACGUACAGACGCACACCUGCAAGCUCGUCAGACCUUCACGCCUGCAACAAGCUCGCUAAAGACCACGAACGAUCUACCCGCCGGAUCGACGAUAACCAUCAUAUCCAGCCCAACUCAAGAGUUGUCGGUCAUAUCCAGCCCAAGUCAGGAGGUGUCGGUAGCCAAGACCAUCACUCUUGCUACCACAGGUGUACCCACCGCCAUCGUCCAGCAGACUGUCACGAUCACGAAUACAGUCAUGUCGCUCGGUGACAAGAUCAUCCCAAUCACAGGAUCAUCUAAACAGAUUGUCCACAACACCAUCAUGACCAUGGUAUAUCCUCCUCGGGCGAAUCUUGACACCACCGCUUGCAACCGUGACCGCCUGCUUGCUUUGAACAACGCCCUCAACGACAACGCGACCAGCCCUGGGUUCACGAAUCUGACAAUGUACCGCGCGUUACACCCGGAAUACAAUUGGAAUGCUGUCAAGCAUUAUGCGGAUCUGCUCAAGCCGGACCUGGCAGAUAGUCACGCUUCUCAGCUCGCCAUCCUAUGCAUGCGUAAUGGAGAUCAGAAGCUCACCUCUCCGCAGUGUCCUUGCAGCACUGUUCCAACUGGAGCACCGGGACAGCCUGCACUGAUUACACAGUACAUCUCUGACGGCUAUACAUUCGUCCCAACUGCAGGCGCGGGAAGCGUGAUUACAGCGGAUAUCAAUGGCCAACACUUGGUUUUCACCAUACCCACGCCAGCAAUGCCCUUCACGCCAGCAGUGCCCUUCACGCCGGCAGUAACCUUCACGCCUUCCGGGCCUCGAGCAGCCAGCACGUUUGUGCUUGUAGGCACCACUGCACUGCCGUACAAUGCCUCGACGACUUACCCAUCAGGAGCUAUAACUGAGGUGAUAUUCACACCAGCGACAUCCGCCCCAGCUGUAGUCACCACAGAGAGUGCUUACUUGACCCACUUCUCGACAAGUUCUCUGGCUGCUCCCAUACCCACUGCAGAGCCCAAAUGCAAGAGAUCUGAUCACAAGUGCCGAUUGGAUAUGUGCCUGUGGAAACACCAGAAGCCGAUGAACAUUUCCACUGUGAUGCCCGCCCUGAUGGACGACCCAUACGACGGACACAUGAUGUACGACUACUUCACGCAGCGGACUUCCCUCACUGGGCGACCGCACUGGGGAACGACCGAUCAAAGUGGUCUUUACUAUCCGAUGCACAUGGCAACACAUUCUGAAAGUGGUCUCUAUGCUAUUCGAGAAACGCCAGUUCCCAUCAAGAGGAAGAAGAGCCUUAUCCAUCCGGAACCGGUCGUUCAUCCUGCCCCCAGCUGCUGGAACGCAAAUUCAUGCCAUGCCCUGUGCGCGCAAGAAGCUGAUCGCAAACACGAGAAACACAAGAUGAUAGGCGCUAUCGCUGGUCCCAUUGGCGGUGUCGUGCUCCUUGGUGCGGCAUUGGGUAUGCUGAUGAACAUGCUCAAAAGACGCCGCGGUGGAGACUCUUCGCCCAAGACAACAUCUGCUAUGCAAGCCGUGGACCCUGUAACAGGACAGCCAGUUGUACCAGUGGCGGUCGUUGACAGCCUUGGCAGGACUACCGCCGUCGAUCCUGCCAAUGACGCCCCCGGCACAAAGCCUGCUCUUCGCGGAGUCGGCACUCUGAACCGUCAGGCCGAGGAGGGUCGCGGUCGUGUUCACUUUGGCGAGGAUCAAACUGGCAGCGGAGCAGAGGGUGCUGGCUCUGCCCUUGCUGGUACAGGUAAUGCCAUGGGUAAUGGUGCAAACAACGCCGCAGGCCUGGGUUCUGGAGCGGGUACCGGGACUGGUGCGGCUACUGGAGCAACGUCUGCCGCCGAUGCAGCACCUGCAGGCGCGGCUGAGAUUGUGACUCAACCUGCGACAGCUACAUCUGAGAUGGUUGGGCAAGGCGGACAAACGAUGACUGACGCAUCUGGCAAGGUGGCACCGGGAAAGGCGGUCGAACAAGUCGAGGCUGUUCCAGCACAUGAUGGUGCUGACAGCCGUCGCACUGGACACGAGACUUUCGACAUGGGCAGCUUACGCGGACGACGCACGAUGCGGCCCAAUGGCAAUCCCUUCGACUGA